Messenger RNA from Hypomesus transpacificus, 1563 nucleotides. RefSeq names its product family with sequence similarity 167 member Ab (gene fam167ab). Bases 488 to 1138 code for a protein of 216 amino acids. The record is from RefSeq and is a predicted model, not a curated record. The transcript is spliced from 3 exons. Lineage: Eukaryota; Metazoa; Chordata; Actinopteri; Osmeriformes; Osmeridae.
AUUCAAAAAACAAGUGUAUCGGGGAAGCUGCAGCGGGAAUCUGCUGUAGAAUAAUUGCUAAAGACUGUCUAGUAUACUUCAGGUGCUACCCUAUAGUUUCAAUUGGCCCGCGACGGACCUGAUUUGAAUUUGACAGAGCAUUACAGGGUUUUGAAGAUCAUCCAGCUAAGGACUUAUGAAAAAAAACCUUCAGCAGGCUUUGAAGAGGAAGUACUCAUUGAAGUUGAGGAAGAUUCCAGAAGACACCUGCCUCAUCGUUCCCCAAAUUACUACAUCAGCCCAGAGCUAGAAUCAUACAUUAACAAACACUUCUUGUCCAUUUCUCUUUCUCAAACACAUAUGUAUCAACAACACACAGGCAACAAUCAAUUUCCCAUCACACUGAACACAUCACGUAGGCCGCUAAUGAGGAACACAUCAUUGGACCUCCAUUCCUCUUGACUCCAGCUUCUCUUGCAAGGUUUAUCUAUCGUUCACUAGAUUGGCCAUGGAGGUCUGUCCAGUUCUUCAGAUAAAGGUGGACAGUGCCUGUGACCCGAUCCAGGAAGAGAAGGACAAGGAAGAGGAGAACCAGGAGGUGUGUUCCACCUCAGAUGACCACCUGGGGACAUUGAAGGCCUUGACGGAGAAACUGAGGCUGGAGACCCGGAGGCCAUCCUACCUGGAGUGGAAAGCCCGGUUAGAGGCUCAGAGCGCCAGGCGCUCAGUUGUACCACAGGAGCAGCUUGGACUGGACCUGGAGGAGUCCACGAGGCAGGACAAGCACAAAGAGACGGACCUGAGCUCGGGUCAGACAGAGCACAGUCUCCCCUCUGGAACGCUGAAGGGGUUCGAAAACAUUGAUGAGGCAAUUAUCUGGCUGAGGAAAGAGCUGAUAGAGAUGCGUCUGCAGGACCAGCAGUUGGCCAGGCAACUCAUGCGUCUCCGCAGUGACAUCAACAAGCUGAAGAUUGAGCAGACAUGCCACUUGCACCGCCGCAUGCUCAACGAUGCCACGUUUGGCCUGGAGGAGCGUGAUGAGCUGUCUGAUCUUCUGUGCGACUGUCCUGUCACGCCGGGUUUUGGUCUUUCUGCACCGCUGCGCCUCAUCGGUGUCACCAAGAUGAACAUCAACUCCCGCCGGUUCUCACUCUGCUAACUAUCAUUAAGUUUUCUAGCGUUAGCUCUGCCGUGGUUAGCUUUGCUAGCAUUAGCCUUUCUUGACCUGAAAGUGAACUUGGGUGCUAGAACCUAUGGACAUUUAUACUUAAGCUCAGCUUUGGUUCAUUAUUUGCCUGCCUAUGCUGGGGUGUCUAGUAUGUGGUGUGGUGAUGGCCCUUACAAACCCAUCCUCUGUAGCCAAUCCUGAUUUUGCUAGUAUCUUAAUGAUUGUAGAUUAUAUUUCUGAAAAAACUAACGUGUUCUGUGUUUGUACAAUUCUGCCUUAAUAUUGUCUCAUACAAUACAAAAUCAUUUGGUGAAGAUGAGAUAGUAUUGUUUGCUAAAAGUAUGCUUAAUAUUGAUUUAGAAUUAAAUUGAAAUUAAAAGUAUUAUGGUCAAAUUUAUAUGAUAUUAAAUCUUUAU